CGAUUACGUGGGUGACAACCCGUGUUGCAGAGCCGACAUCCGCCGGUGCACCGAAAGCUACACGUCCCCACGCGCACAACAACCUGCGCGGACAUACACCGAGCUGCGCGUGAGCGUGUUACACCCCGCUGACAUGUCAACGCCUCCGCGGUUCGACGGGUUGAGCUCUGUGGGGCUAGCCGUAGCUAGCUAGGCUAGGUGGCUAAAUGGAGCCAGUGAGAAGAAGAACGAGAUCUCACGUCAGAAGACCAUCACAACUUUGCUGAUGGUGACGCUUCGCCGCGGUCAAGCACAGGACUGCAACCGGCCGGCUUCAAGCGGCGAGUCAAGAAGUUGUGGGUGAUAUUGCUUCUGGACUGAUGCUCUUCCUCCAGCAUCUGGACUGAACCUCAGCUGAUCCGGCAGUCUCUUUUCUCCCGUUGCUGCCAUGUCCAGGCGCAGCAGGAACAGCCGCGCAUGGAGGUAUGUCUGGGGCGGGAUGCGAAGGGAUGCUGACGAAUGGAGCCAUGGCCGCUCCGAGUUCAGCGAUUCGGACUCCGAGGCAGACUUUUCAGCAGUGGUGGUCCCCCCGGUCCCCAGUGCAGUGCCCGUCACCGGAGAGUCCUACUGUGGCUGCGACGCUCAGGCGGAGAACAGCUACAACCCUCGCCUGCGAGGUUUCCACCAAGUCAAAGACUGCCACUGUGGCGAAGACGACCAAGAGUUCGACUGGGUUUGGGACGGCAACGGUGGAUCGACGGCGACGUUGCUGAGCUGCGAGGACCGAAAAGUGAGCUUCCACUCGGAUUACAGCUGUGGCACGGCAGCGAUCCGUGGCUCCAGAGAGCUGGCUGAAGGGCAGCACUUCUGGGAGAUCAAGAUGACGUCCCCAGUGUAUGGAACCGACAUGAUGGUCGGCAUCGGUACUUUUGAUGUCAAUCUAGACAAAUACAGACACUCGUUCUGCAGCCUGUUGGGAAAAGAUGCAGACAGCUGGGGUCUUUCCUACACUGGCUUACUGCAUCACAAAGGAGACAAAAUGAACUUCUCCUCGCGGUUCGGACAGGGCUCCAUCAUCGGGAUCCACCUGGACACGUGGCACGGCACACUCACUUUCUUCAAAAAUCGCAAGUGUAUAGGGGUUGCUUCCGCGGAGCUGCAGAAUAAGAAGUUCUACCCGAUGGCGUGCUCCACAGCGGCGAAGAGCAGCAUGAAGGUGAUCCGAUCCUGCUCCGCCAGCACCUCCCUGCUGUACCUCUGCUGCGCUCGCAUUCGCCAGCUGAUGCCCGACUGUAUGGACACGCUGGACGUGCUGCCGCUGCCACCAGGCCUUCGCCAGUUGCUCCACAACAAGCUGGGCUGGGUGCUCAGUCUCAACAGUGGCAGCAGAGAGGAAGCCGCCGAGGGGCCCUCCCGCUCGCCCGCGCCCCCCUCGGCUAGACCGUCCUCCUCUGAGAGCGACUCGGAGGGUUGCACAACUGACCUCGAAGCGUGUCGGAGGAAGAGAUGCCGCUGGACGUGAGUGCCCAGCUGGAGCCCCCCCUCCCCACGCCCCCCCCCCCCUCUCUUAAACACUGGCAGAUCACUGGAUGUCCUCUGGCGUCUGAUCUAGUGUUUCCGAUAAAGAUAAUAGCAGGAUCAGAGUGGUGCGUAAGUGGGAAAUUGUGGCAGGCAGUAUUUCUGCCUACAUGCUUUACUGUGAUCUCCGAUGCCAUUCAGAUAACUCGUCAUACUUUCCGUAUCCAAACCAGCUUCAGUAAUGAGUCACACAUGUGCGGUGUUAAUAAUGUUAGUGACCGUAAUUUGUUGCCAUUCGUGUAGAGCGAUUAGUGGAGUUCUGCAGGAACGGACUGUGCAGCGUAACACUGAAGUCAGGUUUGGCCAAAUUUUGAUCUUCAUCCUGAUACAUUUGCAAAAAGGAGAGAAUGUAUAUUUUAGGGAUGUACUGAUACUGCAAUUGGGCCGAAAUUGAUUUGAUUUCUGCACCCUGUAGCUGGCUUAGGAUAUAUUAUUUUAUUAAUAUAUAACAUUUAUGUUUAUUUGUUUCAAAAAGUUAGCAGAGCAAUGUUUCCAUUUACUUCAACACACCGAGGCAUACAUCGUAUUAAUUAAACACCGGUAACGGUUCUCUGUAUCAACUUCGAGGUAUCAAUAUCUGUAUUGGGACUCAAAACAUUGGUGCAUCCGUUUAAAUAUUUUUCAACCUGUAUGCACAUAAUGUGUGUUGGUCUCACCUCAAUGCUAUUGAUGCAUUGUCCUAGUUAUAUGUUACAUGUUUUACUUGCAUCUGCAAUUUUCUGGUGAGUUGCCAAAGUGAGAGACUUUCCAAUAAGUGAAGCGAAUAGGAAGAGAGACACGCCAUAGAUCAAAGAGUAUUCUUCAUUCCUUAUGGAAAUGUUACAGCUCUAAGACAAACUCUUUUUAAAUAAAAAUGUUUAGGACUCACAAAAAAUAGAUGGUUUUAACCUGAAUGUAUUUUGCACCUGUUAGUGCUCCUAAAACAAAACUAUUUCGUCAUCUCCAAAAGUAAUAAAUAACCUUUGGGUUCUUAUUUUGUAAGAAAUUUGAGAGAAAAAAAAUCUUGACACUUCUGGCACCAUCCAUUCGUCACCAGGUUUUGAAAUCCUAUGUCACUUGUUUGUAGAAACUAUGGUUUUGCUUUUUUCAAAAGAUAUUGCUCGGAAAUCCUUGUUCUAAAAUGAAGCUCUUUUAAAUCUGACUAUGAAACUAGUAUGCCACUCGGAGAAAACUGAUGCACAUGUAAAGUUACUUUAAAUCAUUGUUAUAUUUUACUGUAUAGAGCUUUUUAAAAAGUUAGGUUCUUUUUGAUUUUUAAAAUUAUUAUUUUUUUAACUGAUCUGUUCAUGCAAGUGUGUUGUUUUGCUUCCCCAAGGCCUUUACCUAUCACUUCCUGUGCCUAAUGGUACUUUAAUCAUUUCAGUGUCAAACACUCGCCUUGUUGGACUAAUAGCUGGCUUUAAAAAGUUCCUUGUUUCAUACAAAUUAGAUUCCAAUGAUGAAAAGUUGUCAGCAGAAAGUGAGUUUCAGUAGAAGCUUCUCCCGCCGCUCCUGGAGAAUAACAAUGACUCUUAUUUGGAGAGUAACGUGCCCAGGUGCUGGAGAUGUGCGGUCUUCCCACUGCUGCCUGAGUCACUCCUCAAGGGUCUUGGUUCAAGUAGACAGGCACAAACAUUCAUUGUACUAUGCAAUACAAACAUUGUAUUUGAUAAUGGUUUUCAGAAGCAAUGUGUAUUUUAAGAUGCGACAACAACAGUGGUGAAGGUACCAGAGGACCGCGGUCAUCAGUCAUGAGUAGUGUGACGUGACACACAUAAACCUGUCCAGUUAUGUAAUGUUUUAUCAGAUCAUCUCUAUAGAUCUAGUAAUGUAAAUUAGUCUAAGUUAGCAGAUGUAUUUUUGUCUUCUUUCCCAGGAUCUUUCUUCACAUUGAUGCAUCCAAGCACUUUUCUUACUGUUUUACUGUAAAUAGGAAAAUUCUAAGUGUUUCUUCCAUACCGUGUCAUAUUAAUAAUACUGUAUGUGAUGGCCUUUACUUGCCUUUUUCUGUAUAACUUAUCAGCAUGAUUUACAGCUGAAAAUAUAUGGGUGUGUUAUCAUUUAGCAAAAAAACCCCGGCAAGAUUCCAUUUUUUAACUUCAAAUAAAAUGCUCUUCAGUCUUCA
Molecule: messenger RNA, 3661 nt
Organism: Pungitius pungitius (ninespine stickleback)
Lineage: Eukaryota; Metazoa; Chordata; Actinopteri; Perciformes; Gasterosteidae
Gene: spsb3a
Product: splA/ryanodine receptor domain and SOCS box containing 3a
Exons: 7
Coding region: 428-1501 (357 amino acids)
Biological process (GO): proteasome-mediated ubiquitin-dependent protein catabolic process
Cellular component (GO): SCF ubiquitin ligase complex
Molecular function (GO): protein binding
Source: RefSeq, a predicted model, not a curated record